UCGGAAUGAUAUUGAGCUGGAUGUUUCUACUAUGGUUAAAGAUGGAUUUGUGCGCUCCUGAGCCUAAAGCGGGUAUACCUGGAAUAAAAAUCAGACCUGUAAGUGACUUGGAAGAGACUAUAGAGUAUCCUGAAAUUUACGCCGUAGUUGGAUCCACAGUAUUCCUUCCUUGCAACAUGAGCCAGCCUUCUCAGGACGACGUGAUCUCUUUAGUCUUGUGGUACAGAAUUGAUCUUCCAAACCCCAUAUAUACGCUGGAUACACGGGGAGCCGAUGGAGCUAAGCAUUUUGCAGGAAAGUCUCUAGGGACUCGUGCGUUUUUUAAUAUUAGCCGCAGAAGCAGCGCUCAUCUUCGCCUUGAACCUGUUGAUGAACUGGAUGAAGGAGAAUACAGAUGUAGAAUAGAUUUCAAAAGAGGAAGAACUUUAAAUCGUCUAGUCAAGCUCAAUGUCAUUGUGCCUGUAAAAAAAGUGCUUAUUAGAGGACGAGGAAACAUUACAUAUUCCGGUGUUAUUGGGCCAUUUACAGAAGGAGAAAAAUUAGUUCUCAUAUGUGAAGCCUUUGGUGGUCGUCCCCGUCCGUAUAUCAUUUGGCGCCGAGGUCACAACAUCAUUCAGGGAACCAUCACUGUCGAUGAUCAAGGAGGCAUUAGAAAUGAAUUAGUAUUUGAGAGACUCAGGAGGGAACAUUUAAUGAACGUUCUUAUAUGUCAAUCUUCAAACAACAAUGUUACAACUCCACUGUACUCCAUGGUGACAAUUGACCUAAACUUGAAACCACUUAGCGUCCAGAUAACCAUGGUUCCCAAAACUCUGACGGUCGGAGAGAAUUUGGAAUUGAACUGCCAAAGUGAAGGGUCAAAGCCUCCUGCUCAAGUUUCAUGGACGAAGGCGUCAGAAAAUGUUGAUCAUUUGGCAAUACAAAACAUUUAUGGAAGCAUAUCUGUCAGCACCCUCAGCUUUGUUAUAACAGCUGAAGAUAAUGGGAAGAAGUUGGUGUGUAGAGCUAAAAAUCCUCACCUUACAGAAAGUGCCUUAGAAGAUAGCCUUAUUCUUAAUGUCCAGUAUCCUCCACACCUGACGCUUGUAUUCGGAGCCAGCGUGCAAUUCGAACACAUUAGAGAAGGUAGUGAUGUGUACUUUGAAUGCAACAUCCAAGCUAAUCCUCCUAUUUCGGAAGUGCAGUGGAAAUUCCAGCACCGGAACCUCGCCCACGAUCCUCGCAGCGGAAUCACCAUUAAGAACCAUUCGCUGCUUCUCCACAACGUAAGCCGAAGAAACCGUGGACUUUAUCAGUGUGUUGCUUUCAAUGCACGAGGGAAGGGAGAAAGCGAAGAAGUUACGCUAAGGAUACAGCAUUCCCCAGUAUGCAGUCCUAAACAGCCCCGUACUUACAACAUCUCUCACCAUGGUAAAAAUAAUGUAUCUUGUGCUGUGGAAGCAGAUCCCAAAGCAGUAACAUUUUCUUGGAUGCUUAAUAAUAGCGUUGCUAUCUCUCUAAGGAAUGCAGUGUUGUUGGAGACAGAUAGUGGGUCCACAAGCGUGAUUGAGUAUCAUCCUGUAACGAAGUUAGACUAUGGUGCUUUACACUGCCAUGCAAAGAACUCUAUAGGAACCAUGAAAGAACCUUGUGUGUUUAAUAUCGUGCCUAUUGAAAUUCCGCAGUCACUUCUGAAUUGUACAGUUUUUAAUCAGACAAAACAUACACUCAUUGUUUCCUGUGAUUUCGUGGACACAUCAAAGCAACAAACGUUUCAUUUAGAAGUGUAUGACACGAAAGGUGAGCGUCUAAUGGCAAAUCUAUCGACAAGUGAGGAGCCUUAUUUCUAUGUGAGAAACCUUCCAGGUGGAUCAACAUUUAUUCUUGCUCUAUACACUUCUGGAUUGAAAGGUAGAAGUGAGACUGUAGCACUGACUGCCUCAACUUCCGUUCCGUCCGAAAGACAAUCAGGCAGUGAGAAUAGGAACUUCAUUGGAGCUGUUAUACUUGUGGCAAUAGCAGCUUCUGGAGCUCUAGUUUUAUUGAUUGUAGCUGGUGUUCUAGCAAUCGUUAAAAAUAAAACCGGAAGUUCUCAUGAAGCUUCAGCAGGAACAGAAAUGAAUGAAAAGACACAACAGAGUACGCCUAAAUCUUCAAAGCAAAGUUUCGAAGAUGGAAACUCUUACAUAUAUCAUACGGCAGAGGUACCAACAGAAUACGUUCAUCUGACUCCAAAAUCCACUCCUGAUUGUCUUUACAAAAGUUUGAUGGAGGGCAGCCACAACACGUAUGAAGACGCCUUAAAGAAAGCUCAUGCAAUGUCAGAAGAGGGUAUAGAAGUAAUAUUACCAGUUAUUGAAAGAUGAAAUCUUCCUUCUACUACGUAAAAAUGUGAACAUUGAAAUAUUAGACUUCUGGGACUAGGUUUCUAAGAUCAAAUCAGAGACGACAUUGCUUUUACUCUUCCAGAGACUAAUUUUUGCUGAAAAAUGUACUAUCUAUUGAUGUCGAGGUUCUGUCCAUGUCGAAGCAUAUCUAAUAAAAGUAUAAAAGUAUGAAGAAAGCUGUACCAUGAAAGGCAUUGUCUUCUCUGCGUGUAUUGAAUACGAUCAUAAAAAUAUUUAUUUUUAUACGUUUAAU
Messenger RNA from Uloborus diversus, 2619 nucleotides. Its product is annotated as contactin-5-like. The record is from RefSeq and is a predicted model, not a curated record. The transcript has 15 exons. Lineage: Eukaryota; Metazoa; Arthropoda; Arachnida; Araneae; Uloboridae. The coding region runs from base 6 to 2345 and encodes 779 amino acids.